AUGAUUAAAGCUACAGAGCUAACAAAAUUGUUGCAAAUUGAAUUAUUAAGUAAACCGAACUUAGAUGCAAUUGUAAUUUCCACGGGUGAUGGUGGUAUACUAUCUGCUGCAAUAAAUCAAGAAAAGAUUAAUAUAGAUGAUGUACAAAUUGUCACUGCUAUUCUAGUUAGUGCACUGAAUGAAUACAAUACUACAGAUCAUUCCUGUAGCAAUUUUUAUAUGGAAACAGAAAAGGGGAAAUUUAUGAUUGGAGAGUUUCAAAGUGAAAAUUUGUUCCUAGUAAUGUGGUUUGAAUUAACUACCUCAAUAGGUAUAAUUUACACGCUAUUUGAAAGUCUAAAUAAUGAAUUAUCUAAUAUACAACAAUAA
This is a messenger RNA of Cryptosporidium muris RN66, 369 nucleotides long. RefSeq lists its product as uncharacterized. NCBI's taxonomy places the organism in Eukaryota, Apicomplexa, Conoidasida, Eucoccidiorida, Cryptosporidiidae. The coding region runs from base 1 to 369 and encodes 122 amino acids. The transcript is spliced from 2 exons. The record is from RefSeq and is a predicted model, not a curated record.